UCCACCGGUGGAGGGGAUGGACGAGGACUUGGAUCUGCCAGACGAAAGGAAGGUUGGGACACUCCUGAGAAUGUUGAUGGAUCUACCAACUGAGCAGAUCCAGCAUAUCCAAUGGUCGAUGGGGGCAUCAUGUCCACCUAAAUUUCUGAAGAAAUUCUUAGUUGUACUCAAGGCAGGACCUUGUUGCUUCUUGGUGACUGACUGGUGGAGAACUCGUCCAACUACAUUCGGAAGAAACUUUUAG
This is a messenger RNA of Ilex paraguariensis (yerba mate), 244 nucleotides long. NCBI's taxonomy places the organism in Eukaryota, Viridiplantae, Streptophyta, Magnoliopsida, Aquifoliales, Aquifoliaceae. The record is from the annotation of a GenBank genome assembly.